This is a messenger RNA of Telopea speciosissima, 4848 nucleotides long. Its product is annotated as disease resistance protein L6-like. Gene Ontology annotation, biological process: signal transduction; defense response. Gene Ontology annotation, molecular function: ADP binding. The record is from RefSeq and is a predicted model, not a curated record. The coding region runs from base 1 to 4848 and encodes 1615 amino acids. Lineage: Eukaryota; Viridiplantae; Streptophyta; Magnoliopsida; Proteales; Proteaceae. The transcript is spliced from 15 exons.
AUGUAUACGCUUUGGCUUGUAGGAGGGAUUCUCAUCCUUCUUCUUGUUAAGAAACCACUCUUCCACGAAAGAAUUGAUGCAUCAUCAUCAUCAUCAUCUGUCACAAAGGAGUGUGAUUCCUCUUCUGGAUGGGAUUACGAGGUAUUCUUGAGUUUUAGAGGUGAGGAGACCCCCACCAACUUCACCGACCACCUCUACCACGCCCUCCGCGAUAAAGGAAUCCACACUUUUAGAGACAACGAAGAACUCCUAAUCGGAGAAGAGAUCAAUGAGGCGCUUCGCUCUGCGAUCCACCAGUCCAAAAUUGCCAUUAUCAUCUUCUCAAAAGAUUAUGCUUCCAGCAAAUGGUGCCUCCGUGAACUGGGCGAGAUUGCAAAGUGCAUGAAUAAGAAGAAAGAGGAGAACCAAAGACAAAUUUUAAAAGUGAUGCCCGUUUUCUACCAUGUACUUCCAUCGGACGUCCGAAACCAGACUGGUAGCUAUGGGAAUGCUUUUCGAGAUCACAAGAAGAAAUUCAAUCGGAGGACUGUAGAUGAGUGGAAGAAGGCUCUGAGAAAGGUUGGUGGAUUGAAAGGAUGGGAUCUGGAGAAUACUGCUGAUGGAUUUGAGCUCACAAAGCCAGGCUUUGGAUUUCUUGGAAAGUUCCGGAGGAGGGGUUGUUUGGAAAGAGCUCAAGAAUCUGAAGAUCUUCCUUUGAGGGAGGGCAGGAAUGAGAAGCCUGGAACCCAUAACACUUGGAAGAAAGGAAAAAUGAUGAAGUUUCUUAACCUUGCAUCUAAAGAUAGAAAGAUUGUGGGUAUCCAUGGCUUAGGUGGCAUUGGUAAGACAACAGUUGCCAGUUUCCGAACAAGGGGAGCUGUCCAUUUGCAAAGUCAACUUGUCACUAAUAUCUUGAACAUAGAGAAUCCAAACAUUACUAGCGUUGACCAAGGAAUUGAUGUGAUUAAGCGAAGAUUAUCCAAUAAAAAUGUUUUUAUUGUUCUUGAUGAUGUGGAUGAAAAUACUGAUUUAAAUGCAAUAAUUGGGGAGCACGAUUGGUUUGGUUUUGGAAGUAAGAUUAUUAUUACAACCAGGAAUAAGCAUAUCUUAAAUCUUCUUGAAGUAGACGGAACUUACGAGCCUGGUGAAAUGGAUUCAGACCAAUCUCUUAAACUUUUCAGCAAACAUGCCUUCAAAAUGGACCUACCUCCUGAAAAUUAUUUGGAUCUCUCAAAAGAUGUAGUAAAAAUUGCUGGAGGACUUCCUUUGGCUCUUGAGGUUCUAGGUUCGUAUUUAUUUCGCAAAGAAGAAUCAGCAUGGAAAGGCACUGUGAAGAAGUUGGCCAAAAUUCCAAAUAAUGAAGUGCAGGAGAAGUUGAGAAUAAGUUAUGUUGGAUUAAGUUAUGAAGAGAAAGAGAUGUUUCUCGACAUUGCUUGUUUUUUUAUUGGAAAGGAAAAGAAUAUUGCAUUUUACAUAUGGAAGGGCUGUGACUUUUUCCCUGAUGAUGGAAUUGUAAAUCUUUGCCAAAAGGCAUUGGUUAAGAUUGGUGAAGAAAAUGAGUUAAGUAUGCAUGAUCAGCUAAGAGAUCUCGGAAGGGAAAUUGUUCGUCAAGAAAACCUUGAGGAGCUUGAGGGACGUAGUAGAUUGUGGUCAGAUGAGGAUGUAAUGGAAGUAUUGAGUACUCAAAAGGGAACAAGCAAAGUUAAAGGACUCUGUAUUACCUUCCCUGAAUGGGGAAAUAGCCAACCUAUGAUCAUUGAAGGAUUUGGUGCAAUGACUGGACUAAGGUUACUUCAGGUCGAUUAUGCCAAGGUUGCUAGAAACUUCGAGCAUCCUUUUCCAGAACUGAGAUGGCUUAGUUGGAAAAGAUGCCCUACACAAUUUACACCAAUCAAUCUGAGGAAAUUGUGUGUUCUGGAUCUGUCUCAUAGUGACAUCACAGAAAACUGGAUGGGUUGGAACUAUAUUGAGGAGGCAACAAAUUUAGAGGUAUUGUAUCUUGAUGACUGUCCAAAUCUGAUGAAGAUACCAACUACUAUCAAUGCUCUUACAAGCCUGGAGUCACUCGGUUUAGGAAAUUGCCCUCAUCUCCAAUGCAUCCCACAUCUUCCCUCAGGUCUGAAAAGCCUUAAAGUUUGUGAUUGUGAAAACCUUAGAGAAAUAUUAGGAUUCUCGGACUUGAGAAAUUUAGAGAGAUUACGUAUUCGUAAUUGCUCCAAGCUAGAAAAAAUUGAAAGCCUUGAGGGUUUGGAUUCCCUGCAGCUGUUUGAGAUGUGGGGCUGUCACUCAUUGAGAAUAUUGCCGAAACUUCAGGGCUGCAAAAAUUUGCAGUGCUUAGAGUUCUCUGACGAUGGCUUAUCUGAGAUUGAAGGGCUUGAGGGAUUGUACUCCAUGGAAAAGUUGAGUAUUGGGUAUUGCAAAUUAUUAAGAAUAAUUCCAAAUUUAUCUGAUUCGAAGAAUCUUGUGUCAAUUGAAAUUCAGCACUGUGAUGUGUUAUCUGAGAUUGAAGGCCUUGAGGGAUUGGACUCCCUGGAGAAACUGUCUAUAUCAAAAUGCCCUUCAUUGAGAAAGAUACAACUUCCCAAAAAAUUGUGUGAAUUAGAUAUCGGAUGGUGUGACAAGUUAUCUGAGAUUAAGAGUCUUGAGGAUUUAGAAUCUUUGACAAAAUUUUCCCUCUGGGACUGCAAUUCACUCAUAAGAUUACCAGACUUAUCGAACAUGAAGACAUUAAAAGACUUAAGUUUUGAUGACUUGCCACUAGAGAUUAACUGCUUUGAGGGAUUGGAAUCCUUGGAAGAGUUAUGGAUAUCUGGAUCCAAAUCAUUUAUAGUUUUACCAGAUGUCUCGCCCUUGAAGAACCUGAAACGUCUCUCUCUCUUUGAGUCUGAGAAGUCAAUCAAUAUCCUAAGUGUUGGCAGAUUAGAGUCCUUGGAAGAAUUGAGUGUGAAAAGAUGCAAAUCAAUGGAAAUAUUACCAAAUUUCCUGAACUUAACGAAAAUAGAGAGAUUAGAAAUCGAGGAUUGUGAGAAGGUAACUGAAAUUCAGGGAGCUGAUAGGUUGGAAAUUCUAGAGGUCUUGUGUAUUGAUGGGUGCAUUUCCAUUGAAACAUUACCAUGUCUGUCAAACUUAAAGAACUUGAGGAUUCUACAUGCUGACGGCUGCAAGAAGUUAAUCGAGAUUCAAGGUAUGGACGAGUUGGAGUCCUUAGGGGAGUUGUAUAUCAACGGGUGCAUUUCUAUUGAAAGAUUACCAUGUCUGUCAAACUUAAAGAACUUGAGGGUUCUACAUGCCAACGGCUGCAAGAAGUUAACCGAGAUUCAAGGUGUGGAUGAGUUGGAGUUCUUAGGGCAGUUCGUUGUUAUCAGUGGGUGCAUUUCUAUUGAAAGAUUACCAUGUCUGUCAAACUUUAAGAAGCUGAAGAGGCUAACAGCUUACAACUGCAAGAAGUUAACCGAAAUUCAAGGUUUGGACGAGUUGGAGUCCUUAAAGGAGUUGUGUAUUGACAGGUGCAUUUCUAUUGAAAGAUUACCAUGUCUGUCUAACUUAAAGAACUUGAAGACUCUACGUGCUGUCGGCUGCGAGAAGUUAACCGAGAUUCAAGGUGUGGAGGAGUUGGAGGUGUUCUUAUUGGAAUUCUAUGAAGCGAAGUUUAUAAAAUUAAUCGUUACUAAAGUUUGGGGUGAAUUACAAAAGAACCCCUUGACUGGUUCAGACGACAUGAUGGUCGGAGGAAUGGAUUAUCACGUAGAAAAAAUGAUGAAGUUGAUGUUCGAGAAACUUGCACAACAAGGGGAAUUGUCCAUCUACAAAAGCCAACUUCUCACUAAUAUCUUGAACCUGGAGAAUCCAAACAUUACUAGCGUUGGUCAAGGAAUUGAUACAAUUAAGCAAAGAUUAUUCAAUAAAAAAGUUCUCAUUGUUCUUGAUGAUGUGGAUAGAGAUACUAAUUUAAAUGAAAUAAUCGGGAAGGGUGAUUGGUUUGGUAUUGGAAGCAAGAUUAUUAUUACAACCAGGGACAAGCAUAUCUUUGAUGUUCUUGGAGGAGUAGAACCUUACGAGCCCAAUGUAAUGGAUCCAGAUCAAUCACUUCAACUUUUCAGCAAACAUGCCUUCAAAAUGGACCAACCUCCAAAAAAGUAUUGGAAGCUCUCAAGAGAUGUGGUAAACACUACUGGAGGACUUCCUUUGGCUCUUCAGGUUAUAGGUUCAUAUUUAUGUUGCAUGGAAGAAUCUGCAUGGACUGACGCAGUGAAGAAGUUGGGCAACACUCCACACAAAACAGUGCAAGAGAAGUUGAGAAUAAGCUAUGAUGGAUUAGAUCAUGACGAGCAACAGAUGUUUCUUGAUAUUGCUUGUUUUUUUAUUGGAAAGAAAAAAAAUAUUCCAUUUUACAUAUGGAAGGGCUGUGAUUUUUUCCCUGAAUUAGGAAUUGAAAUUCUUUGCCAAAAAUCACUGGUUAAGAUUGAUGAAAAAAAUGAGUUAUGGAUGCAUGAUCAGUUAAGAGAUCUCGGAAGGGAAAUUGUUCGUCAAGAAAACCAUGAGGAGGUUGAGGGACGUAGUAGAUUGUGGUCGAAAAAGGAUGUAGUGGAAGUAUUAAGUACUCAAAAGGGAACAAAGAAAGUUAAAGGACUGUGUGGGAAAUAUAGCAGCAGAUUGAUCAUUGAAGGAUUUGGUGAAAUGAGUGGACUAAGCUACAAAGCAUUGUCAUGCUCUGAUGAUCAGAUGACAAAGGUUGGCAUGGUGAAGGUAUCUGCUGCGACCUUAAUGGCAGCAAAAUGCCAAGAUGCUAUAGUGACAAAGGAGGUAGAGCACAAGCACCUUGAAUAUGUCAUUAGCUCUGCCAUUAAGCCAUUAAGGGAUGAUUGUUAG